This is a messenger RNA of Cynara cardunculus var. scolymus (artichoke), 1336 nucleotides long. Its product is annotated as UDP-arabinopyranose mutase 1-like. Gene Ontology annotation, cellular component: cytosol; Golgi apparatus. Gene Ontology annotation, molecular function: UDP-arabinopyranose mutase activity. Gene Ontology annotation, biological process: plant-type cell wall biogenesis; UDP-L-arabinose metabolic process. Bases 35 to 1096 code for a protein of 353 amino acids. The record is from RefSeq and is a predicted model, not a curated record. The transcript is spliced from 4 exons. NCBI's taxonomy places the organism in Eukaryota, Viridiplantae, Streptophyta, Magnoliopsida, Asterales, Asteraceae.
AACCUAUUCCAUCAUCCAUUCUCUUUCAACAACAAUGGCUUCCCCAACGCCUGUUUUGAAAGAUGAACUCGAUAUCGUCAUACCCACCAUUCGAAACCUAGAUUUCCUUGAGAUGUGGAGGCCAUUCUUCCAACCUUACCAUCUAAUCAUCGUACAAGAUGGUGACCCUUCGAAGGUCAUCAAAGUUCCCAAAGGCUUCGAUUAUGAACUCUACAACCGUAACGAUAUCAACAGAAUCCUUGGUCCUAAAGCUUCUUGUAUCUCCUUCAAGGAUUCUGCUUGUCGUUGCUUCGGUUACAUGGUCUCUAAGAAGAAAUACAUCUUCACCAUUGAUGACGAUUGCUUUGUUGCUAAAGAUCCAUCUGGCAACGAUAUCAAUGCCCUUGAACAACACAUCAAGAACCUCCUCACUCCAUCAACUCCAUUUUUCUUCAACACCCUUUACGAUCCAUACAGGGAAGGCACCGAUUUCGUCCGUGGUUACCCAUUUAGCCUCCGUGAAGGUGUGCCAACCGCCGUUUCCCAUGGUCUCUGGCUCAAUAUCCCCGAUUACGAUGCACCCACUCAGCUUGUCAAACCUCGCGAAAGGAACACUAGGUUUGUAGAUGCAGUUUUGACCAUACCAAAAGGAACCCUCUUCCCUAUGUGUGGAAUGAAUCUUGCUUUUGACCGUGAGCUCAUCGGCCCAGCAAUGUACUUCGGCCUUAUGGGUGACGGUCAGCCAAUUGGUCGCUACGACGACAUGUGGGCUGGCUGGUGCAUGAAGGUGAUCUGCGACCACUUGGGGUUGGGUGUGAAGACCGGUCUGCCAUACAUUUGGCACAGCAAGGCUAGCAAUCCAUUUGUGAACCUGAAAAAGGAGUACAAAGGUAUCUACUGGCAGGAGGAGUUGAUCCCAUUCUUCCAAGCCGCUACCCUGCCGAAAGAGUGCACCACGGUUCAGAGCUGCUACAAGGAACUAUCGAAGCAGGUCAAGGCUAAGCUCGGAAAGGUUGAUGAAUACUUCAUUAAGCUUUCGGACGCCAUGCUCACUUGGAUUGAAGCUUGGGAUGAGCUCAACCCAUCUGCCCCACUCCCCAAUGGCAAUGCCAAGUGAAACCUAUAGUUGCUGAUUGCUAGUGAUUUUUCGCUUAUGCGAAGAGAUUUAUUAGACCGACUACGGUAGACGGAGAUCGAAUUUAUUUAUAUUUGUUUUGGAGUUAUUUUUGUAAGCAGCAAUGGAGGAUAUUUAUUAGAUUUUGUGCUUCAUUUUUUGAGUAUGAGCUUAUUUUGAAAUGAUGUUGGUGAAACAUGGUGCAAUCUAUGAUAUAUAUGACCCACUUUUUUGAAGAAUUAA